Messenger RNA from Lucilia cuprina (Australian sheep blowfly), 1186 nucleotides. RefSeq lists its product as uncharacterized. The record is from RefSeq and is a predicted model, not a curated record. Lineage: Eukaryota; Metazoa; Arthropoda; Insecta; Diptera; Calliphoridae. The transcript is spliced from 4 exons. The coding region runs from base 329 to 673 and encodes 114 amino acids.
AUUAUAAAUAAAUUAAACAAAAUUUAAAAAUAUUAAGCAAAAAUUAAUAACAAAAAAGCUUAGAAAAUCGUAAAGUUUUAUAGAAAAAAUCUGCGAAAAAAAAUUUCAAAAGAAAUAUCGAAAAAUAAAGUGUUUAAUGAUCAUAACCAAAGUGCUGCAUCUUGAAAAUCGUUGAAAUAAAAAUCUAUACAAUAAAAGAAAAGUGAAUAUAAAUUUUUACCAAGUGUUAUUAUUACAUAAAUAUUUUACUAAAUGUUUUAAAACUACAAUGGAUUACAAAAUGGCCUCGUCUAAGAUAUUUGAAAACGGAUUAUACCCCUAAAAGAAAAUGCUGCAUUUUCAAAGACUUAUUAGCUCCCCAUGUAGUUAUGUCCUUAACAUUUACCUAAACCUUAACCAUUUAGAAUCCUUUAUACAAACUUUAUUUCAUAUUAUUAAAUAUACAUCUGAUCAACGCCAGAUUAAAUCACUAAAAACAUUGCAACAUUACGUAUUUGGACUUAAGCCGGGUAAGGGAAAUAUUGAAAAUAAUAGAAAACGACGAUUUCAUACUAAAACGUUCAACCCUAAUCUUCAUGCAACACCUACGGAUACCUCAACAUUAGGUAAGUUUUUCUUUAUUUUACAUGCAAAACUUAAAGUUGUUCUGCAACUUUACCGUUUGAUGCCUUAAACAUAUAAAUAAAACUCCUCUCUGUUAUAAUACAUAACAAUUAAUCCUAAUGAUCAUAAAGUUUUACAAAAAAAAUAAUAUUUCCGCAAUUAAUCGUUUCAAAAACUCAAUAUGAAAACUAUAGUUUAAAAAGGCUUAACAUUUGUUAUUAUGUACAUAUGUAUGUAUAUAAUUGUAAUCCUUAACGUUUUUAAACGGGGUUCAAGACCUCUAAACUAGAUGGUUUUUGGGUAAGCUUUAUGUGUACAAAAUUUGUACACAUAACAUACUGAUCUUUUUUAACAUCGUGCUGACAUGCCUAUACUUUAGAGUUUUCAUUACAAACGUCAAGUUGCAACAUAUUAAGUACUAUAUAGUUUUGGUAAAGUGUUUGCUACGAUUUUCAUAAGGAAAGAGUUGCCACGUAAGGAUUUAAACAGAAAUCCACUUAAGAUUGGAAUUCCGGGUAGUAGUAGAUUUCAACCCCUCGCCACAUACACAUAUUCUAAAGCUCUCAAAUUACUGUAGACUAGA